AUGCCAAGUGUGUGGCUUUCCACAUAUAUAUUGUUUGUGGGGUUUUUGGGGUGUGUAUAUUAUGUUGAUGGUCUUGGAGUCAAUUGGGGUACAAUUGCAUCCCACAGAUUGCCGCCAAAAAUAGUGGUUCAGAUGUUGAAAGACAAUGCAAUUAAGAAAGUGAAACUGUUUGAUGCUGAUGAAUCCAGCUUGACUGCUCUGUCUGGGACUGAUAUUGAGGUUAUGGUUGCUAUUCCCAAUGAUAUGCUCGCCACCAUGAACGAGAAUGAUAAAGCCAAGGAGUGGGUGAAGAAAAAUAUCACACGUUACAAUUUCAAGGGAGGUGUUAACAUCAAAUAUGUGGCGGUUGGGAAUGAACCUUUCCUCAAGUCUUACAACGGGUCAUUCUUGAAUACCACCUUCCCGGCUCUCAAGAACAUCCAAGAUGCUCUCAAUAAUGCCGGAGUUGGAGAGACUGUGAAGGCAACCGUGCCCUUCAAUGCUGAUGUCUAUGAGUCACCAGACAGCAGUCCCGUCCCGUCUUCGGGGAGGUUCAGGGCGGAUAUUGUUGGACAAAUGAAACAGAUUGCGGAGGUUUUGGACAAGAACAAAGCACCCUUCAUGGUAAAUAUCUACCCCUUCCUAAGCCUUUAUGGCAAUGACGACUUCCCUAUCGACUAUGCCUUCUUUGACGGACCAAGCAAACCCAUUGUCGAUAAUGGGAUUUCGUACACCAAUGUUUUCGAGGCCAACUAUGACACCUGUGUGUCGGCCUUGAACGCAAUAGGUUUUGGCAACAUGCCCAUUUUUGUUGGGGAGGUAGGGUGGCCGACGGAUGGUGACAAGAAUGCCAAUAUGAAAAUGGCUUUUAGGUACUACAACGGACUUUCACCGAGACUUGCAGCCAAUAAAGGCACCCCUCUUCGUCCUGGAUACAUAGAAGUCUACUUGUUCGCGCUUCUUGAUGAGGAUGCCAAGAGCACUGCUCCUGGGAAUUUCGAGCGCCAUUGGGGGAUCUUUACCUACGAUGGACAGCCCAAAUUCCCUGUUGAUUUAUUUGGUAAGGGCGAAAACAAGAUGCUGUUGCCUGCGCAGGACGUGAAGUAUCAGUCCAACAAAUGGUGCACGGUGAAUCCGAAUGCAAAGGAUUUGAGUAAGCUUACAGAGAGUGUAAAUUAUGCUUGCGGUGAAUCUGAUUGCACGUCGAUGGGGUUUGGUUCGUCUUGUAACAGCUUGGAUGCUAAUGGUAAUGCUUCCUAUGCAUUUAACGUGUUCUUCCAGGUGAAUGAUCAGAAAGAAGAGAGCUGUGAUUUCAAAGGUCUGGCUAUGAUUACCACACAGAAUGUAUCACAAGGGAAUUGCAAUUUUACCAUCCAGUUAGAACCAUACAAGUCUUGUGGUGAAAACACAAAACCUUUCUACUCUUCUUUGGCGCCCUCACCUGUGGCUUUGGCAUUUUUCUUUCUGUUGCUCUAG
Messenger RNA from Cornus florida, 1455 nucleotides. Its product is annotated as glucan endo-1,3-beta-glucosidase 8-like. Gene Ontology annotation, biological process: carbohydrate metabolic process. The transcript has 2 exons. The record is from RefSeq and is a predicted model, not a curated record. Gene Ontology annotation, molecular function: hydrolase activity, hydrolyzing O-glycosyl compounds. NCBI's taxonomy places the organism in Eukaryota, Viridiplantae, Streptophyta, Magnoliopsida, Cornales, Cornaceae. Bases 1 to 1455 code for a protein of 484 amino acids. Gene Ontology annotation, cellular component: plasma membrane.